Vidua chalybeata is the source of this 1871-nucleotide messenger RNA. RefSeq names its product translation initiation factor IF-2-like. NCBI's taxonomy places the organism in Eukaryota, Metazoa, Chordata, Aves, Passeriformes, Viduidae. The record is from RefSeq and is a predicted model, not a curated record. Bases 215 to 742 code for a protein of 175 amino acids. The transcript is spliced from 2 exons.
GGCUGGAGGUUGGGAGCAAACAGCAGAUUUCGCUGCCACACAACACGCGGCCAGUCUGCCAGGGUGCGAAACGUGGCACUGACCGGCUACACCGGAGACACCAGGCCGGGGCUCCGCACGCCCCUGCUGCCCCGCGCCCAGCUCAGCCCCGCCCGCCGUCCCAGCGGCCCGCCCCGUGCGGGGCCUAGCAGCGCUGCCCCGGCCGGGCCAGGCCAUGCCCCGGGGCAGUCACUCCGACCCACGGCGGGGCCGCGGCCGCGCACCAAACCGCCGGGGCCACCACGCAGGCGGGGCCGCUGCGGGGCGCGGGGACAGCGCGACACCGGCGCUGCGGCCCCGAAGGCUGCGGCCGGGCCUGGGAGCGCGGCGGCGCUCAUCAGGCCGCCGAGGGUCACCGGACCCUGCCCGUCCCGCACUCACCGGCCAUAGCACCCCCGGCCCCGCCCGGCCCGCGGGCUGCGGCCUUCGGACGGCGACCCUCGGCCUUCGGCCUUCCUGCCAGGCCGGGGCGGGGCGGCCGGCGCUGGGCACCGCCUCCCGGGCCCGGAGGCGGUGCGGGAAGCGCGAAGCGAGGCGAACGGAGCGCCGGGCCGGGGGUAGCCGGGGCGGUACUGGGGUGGGCCCCCCUGAGACCCCCGUAGCCGACAUCGGGGUUCCCAUCGCCUUGAGCUUCAAGCACACAGUGAUUCAAAGCACAGUGAGUGAAGUGGAAGUAAAAAUCAAUCCCUCAGGAAUGCUGUGAUGUACAGUGCCACACUGCUUGGAGAUAUUUUUGUCCUGCAGACUCAGAUAAAUACACAAGAAGAAAGGUUAAACAUAUCUCCUCCUCAUGCCGGUGGCACGCAAGACCUCUACAGGAGGAUCGCUGUCCGGUUCGCUUUGCACAGACAGAUCCUUGCAGAGCCACUCGUCCACAGCGGAGGCCUCCGCAGUGCCCGUGCUCCCUGGGAGGGAAGGACCGCGCUGGGGCUGGCCCCGAAUGCCCUCCCAUGGUGAUAGUCACAUCCCGUGACAGUCAGGGCGCAGAGCCGGAUGGGGAAGCCGCAUCCCGGCCGCUGGGACGGCGAGCGACGCGAACAGCGAGGCAAGAAACGCGCCCCUCAAACCGCUCCGGAGCGAGGGGCACGCCGCGAACCGCCGCUUCCUGACAGAGCCCAGUGCCCUUCCAAAACUCUGAUUAAUUUCAGAGUUCCGCCUCCGAAUUUAGUGGCUGUCAAAAAUAGGUUAGAAACUAUUGUAAAAUAGUUGAUAGUUGUUAAGCAUGUACUGUUAGUUUGGUUAUGGCAAAAGGGUUAAAAGGGUAGUGAGAAGAAAUACGGUACUAUACGUACCAUAAUACACCUAAGUAAAGUGCACCACCCCCCAGCGAAAGGAGCCAGCCUGGACAGAACUGUCAUGGGCCAAUCAAGCGCCUUAAACCUUCAUGCAAACGAAGGUGCUGAAAAAAGAAAACCAAGGUGAAAAAAGGUGCUGAAAAAGAAACCAAUCCAAAGGGACAAAAAACAGGAUAAAAAGGGGGCUUCUGACCCACUGAACCUGUGCCGCUCCACCUGGAACAUCGGGGACAUCGCUGCUCAGAAGACCCAGCGCCGGCGCUGCAGCCUCCUCGACGGGAAUGCUCCUGCUCAGCCCGCGGGCCCCCUUGCUUUAGGCCUUUCCUUCUUAUUACAAUAAAUGCUGAAAUCACUUUUAGUACCGGGAAUGUGGUCCCGUUUUUAACAGUGGCCAUGCGAAGUGACCUGCACAGCGUUUUAUUUACCAGCAGAUUGAUUUCCUGCUUAGCUAAUCUCAAAAGCCAGUAAAGCGACCGAUUUGUUUAUUUGAGUGAAUUAUUUGACUUAUUAAAUAACACCCUUGUCCUGGCAACACUA